AUGUCUUCCCGCAAGAGAAAGCAGGACGAGGAGGAGGAGGAGCUGGUCUCCCUCCCCGAGGACGACGAUGGUGAGGAGGAAGAGGAGUACAUCUCCACCGGCGACGAGGAAGACGUCGAGGAGGAUGAAGAGGACGAAGAGGAGGAGGGUGACGAGGAGGACGAGGAAGAAGAGGGAGACGAGGCCGAAGGCGGCGAUGACGCUGCCGAGAAGCCCAAGAACGGCGUCAAGGACGACGAGAGACCACCCGUCAAGAAGCGCAAGACGGCCGACGCCUCGGCCGAGGAGGUCCCCAACGGCGACGCCGACGAGGACGUGGACGCCGAGGAAGAGGAAGCUGACGAGGGCGCCGCCGCGGAGCCCGCCAAGGACGCCCCCGUCAAGGCGACCGAGAAGCCCGCGGCCGAGGCAGAGGCGGAGCCCGAGGCCGUCGCGGCGGGCGGCGACGACGAGGAGGAGUGA
Purpureocillium lilacinum is the source of this 462-nucleotide messenger RNA. RefSeq names its product retrotransposon-like protein 1. NCBI's taxonomy places the organism in Eukaryota, Fungi, Ascomycota, Sordariomycetes, Hypocreales, Ophiocordycipitaceae. The record is from RefSeq and is a predicted model, not a curated record.